UGUCGAAGCUUUACGGGUGCUGUAAAUUAAGCCUAACCCUGAAGUGUGCCCUGAGAUAAUUCAGGUAUGCAUAUGAAACACCUGUCUACAGGUACAAGCUACAGGUAAAUCAUUGCAGGGAAACUGAGCUUGAGGGAAACUGACUAGUCAUGUGAGACCAACGACACGACACCAUCCUUGAGGAAAUUCAUUGCUUGGUUAAUUCCAGAUCAAUAAAUUUUGAUCAACACAGUGACAUCUGUUGCCAUGGCUGCUUUGGGUAAUCAAAGUCCUGCAUGACAAUAGUUCCAGACAUGGCUGUCUCUAUACCUAUGUGACAGUGUGUAGGUGUCCAGUGAUCAACACACAGUGGCCCGUGUUGGAGUUGAACAGAGGUGUGCUUGAAGGUCCUUUAUCACAGGCAGUGUGUCACGGUCAUUUCAGUGUUUAACACUCUAUGGUGUGAAGACACAAGUGAUCGUCAGACUUUGUAUCAGGGAUCUUGCAGAUCAAGGGUUAAUGUUGUGCUGUUUUCCUGCUUGAAACAUUGACUUACUUCCUCAUCGAGUGUUGGGAUCAUGUUAGUAGUAUGAGGAGCAUGUUGAGUGACAGAAGGCUGAGGACAGGCAGUGGCUGAUGUUUGUGUUGUCUAGAAAUACAUCUGCAGUUGUGGUAUUACUGGUUAAGAUGUCAAAUGUUGAAACUAUUCAUGAAGCUCUCAUCAUGAAUGGAAUAGCAAAUUGAUCCUGUGCUAUUGACAAAAGUAUCAUGAGAUCUUGAUCAUCUAGGCUUAACUGCAACAUGUUUCUGUUGGGAAUUCUGUCGUCAGAGCUUCAGGAGCUUCACAGUCUGUUUUGAAUGAAAAUAUGUGAAAAUAUUAAUCCUAAAGCUGGGUUGUGAAUUAUCUUAUUGCUAAACAAUAAUAUUUUCCAUAUGAGAAUUUACAAGUAGUCAAGAAACUGUUGGAAUCUCACAAUCUCUUGAAUUCCAUACUGGACUGUUUAACUAGCCUUUUUUACCUUUUUGAAAGAAGAGAACUUUGGGAUAUUCAUUCAAUCCUGUGUCUGCCUGCACUGGUGGUUGUUAUCAUUGUAGAUAAAAAACCAUAUGAAUAAGAGCAUUAUAUUACACCUCUGUGAUAAGGCAGGACCAAGCUGUGUACACAGGAAUAAUUGAAAUUAUAUCAUCCUUGAUAACACCAGCUUGAGAUCAGCAACAUGAGGUUAUGGCGUAAGUGGUGCAGAUCCCGUCUGCUUUUUGUGAGUGGCAUUGCUGUGACUUUAUACUUGACACUUACAUUUGUGACAUUAAAUUUGAAAACAGAAGAAAAGGUAGCUCUCCCAGUUGAAGAUUACAAAGUCGCCAACAAUGAUGGCCAUGGUGAACAUGGAGAUGGAAAACCCAAAGCUGCUGCACAAAUUGGGAAUGAAAAUAAUGGCAGAGCUCAAGUGGACAGUGUCAAAGAUUUACAUUUGGAUUCAAAAACUUGCAAAGAAAAACACAACUUUGUGUUCAUCAAGUGCAUGAAAUGUGCGACGGAAACCAUGGCAACGAUUAUUCGUCGGUUUGGUUACACCCGAAAUCUUUCUUUUGUGACACCAGUGAGUAAUAAGUUGUAUCUCGGCUGGCCAUAUUUGAUGACAGAGUAUGACAUUCGUCCAUCUAGUCGUGGUUAUAACAUCAUCAUGGAACAUUCAAUCUACAAUAAGACUAUCAUGCAGAAACUCAUGCCGAAAGAUACUCUGUAUAUCUCAAUCAUACGGGAACCAUUCAGUCAUGUCAAGUCAACGAUAAACUAUUUCAAGGUGCUGCAGAUUUUAGACAUUACAAGUAAAAAUGGAUUAAGCGAAUAUUUACAUAAUUUAGAAAAAUAUGAAGUUAUUUAUAAAAGUCCCGAAAAGCAUCAACCCCGAUUUUGUAUCCCUGAUGGGUUUUCAAUGACGAAGAACCUGAUGUCUCAUUGUCAUGGGAUGCCGUUGGGUUUUCCUCCAGGUAGGGACGACAUAUCGGGGGACCCUGCCGCAGUUGACCAGUACAUACAGGACCUGGGGAAGGAGUUCUACUUCAUGAUGCUUGUCGAAUAUUUUCAUGAAUCUCUUGUACUGUUGAAGCGUAAAAUGUGCUGGACAUUUCAGGAUAUUCUCUACAAGUCUGUCAACACUGGUAACUAUACUUACAAGGACACACAACCUGAUCCAGAGUUGGUGGCCAUUUACAAGAAGUGGAGUCCUGUGGAUUACAAGCUUUAUGAUUAUUUUAACAGAACAUUCUGGCAAACUGUUGACAAGCAGAGUAAUGAUUUCUUUGAUGAAGUGGCUGCAUUUGACCAAGUACAGAAACGAGUUAGUUCCUUCUGUGACUAUGGAGGGCUGAAUCUCUUGAAGAUCGAGACGGCAGGUGGAGUCCAGGGUUUAGCAUGGUCAGACAUGACUGUAAGAUGUUGUGGCCAGACUUACUCAGACGGAUCCAAGCACGUCAUAAUAAUGACGAGAAGGUACUGCUAAAGAAGGAACAUAUGGCAGGCAGUUAUCUCCAUAAGCCUCAAGCAUUGUGCUAGUCUUAAUCAAUGUGUUUUAGUAUUGUGCUGGUCUUUAGUAAACAUAGAGUUAGCUUUCUUUUAGUAUUGUGUUAUUGUGAUGGUCUUGGUUCAACAUUGUGUGAAAUUUGUCGUGGUGUUCACCGCCAUGAUAUUGCUGGAAUAUUGCUAAAAAUGGUGUAAAACUAAACUCACUCACUCACGGUGUUCGUCUUUGUUCAGGUUUUAUGAUUCGACAUGAAAAAGUUAGGUAACAUGAAUAGUUUUUAUGGUGAUUUUAUGAAGUUGUGUGCACAGUGUUCACUACAAAAAAUAUUCCCUAAGUGUUUAUGAUCCUUAACAUUUUUUGUUGAGUAUAUAAAGUGAAAUCUUGUUAA
Messenger RNA from Haliotis rubra (blacklip abalone), 2892 nucleotides. RefSeq names its product galactose-3-O-sulfotransferase 2-like. Gene Ontology annotation, cellular component: membrane. The transcript has a single exon. Gene Ontology annotation, molecular function: galactosylceramide sulfotransferase activity. The record is from RefSeq and is a predicted model, not a curated record. Bases 1197 to 2483 code for a protein of 428 amino acids. Lineage: Eukaryota; Metazoa; Mollusca; Gastropoda; Lepetellida; Haliotidae. Gene Ontology annotation, biological process: glycolipid biosynthetic process.